ACAGUGGCAACCGAGUAGAAACGAAACGCGAGUCGUGACUGCUGACUCCUGUCGCAAGUAUUGCAAGCAAGAAGCGGCUCAUCGCGACUCGCGAGCGGAGGAGCGCGGCGCCGCUGGACGGCCACGGCACGGUACGGCACGGCACGGCACGGCAUCCGUACGUCGUACGUCCCGUACAGCGUCGCAACGACACGGUCAGCAGCGAGAGCGGGCGGCGAGGAGGAGGCGGAGGUGGUGAAGGAGGAGAAGGAGGGAACGGUCGCUGGUGGCUUUCGUCGUACGGUGAUGCGAGAGGACCCGCGCAACGCCGGGUAACGUUCACUAGCGGAGCGGAGUAAACGCGCGCGCGUUGGCCGGACGGAGUCGGCGGGCCCGACGUGGCCGCCCAUUGCGUUGCGAGUUUCUGUCCCUGAGUCCCUCAGUUUCUGUCAGAAGUCGUGCGCCGAAACGGCCAACGGUAUGACGAGCCUCACACGGGCGUCGUAGAUCGGCCGCCGCGCCACCGCCGCUACCAACGACAGUCGUUGCGUGCGUAACGUAACGUGCGUUGGUGUCCAACCUCCCAAGUUCGGCGGGGCCUUCGUACGACAUGGCGGGCUUUCAUGACAGGGAUAGGGCCCUGUUCCCGAUCCGGAGCAUCUCUGCGAUCGUGCAGAUCUUCAAGAAUCAGCUGGAGAACAGCGCCGAGCCGGAUCUCGCGUUGCUCUCGAUCCUCAUCGGCGCAGUCGAGAACUCCUUGACGUGCAAUCGCGUCUUCACGCCUCAGGAGAACGCCGUCUACGAUGAGCCAAAGCUGCCGCCUGUGGAAUACCACAUCGCCGAGGCAUUAUACACAAAGUUCCACGCGGUGAUCAAAGGCGCCGUUGACCUCACUGUGUAUGACACCAAGUACGCCACUAGAGAACUUGUGAAAAAGGUGUCGGAUGUUAUAUGGAAUUCCCUUACCAGAAGCUACUACAAGGACCGAGCGCAUCUACAAAGUCUCUACAGUUAUCUAACAGCGAACAAGCUCGAUUGUUACGGAGUCGCCUUUGCUGUGGUGGCUGGUUGCCAGGUUCUAGGUUUCAAGGAUGUGCAUCUUGCUAUGUCAGAGGACCAUGCGUGGGUCGUGUACGGAGAAGAUGGCACGGAGACUGCGGAGGUUACAUGGCAUGGUAAGGGAAAUGAGGAUAAACGCGGACAACCAGUGGAGCCUGGUGUAGCGUCUCGAUCGUGGUUGUAUUUAAAUGGGCAAGCUAUGGUGUGCACUCGUGCUUUAGAAGUGGCUACCAUAGUAUCGGCUAUAAAUCCUAGUCUGAAUGCGACUACUGAUGCGGUCGAAGUAGCGUUGCUCCACGGUAAUUUGGCUGAGUUGGAAGAGGCUGCGCCUACGCCUGGAAGACCACCACCUAUAGAUCUUUUUCAGGAAGCUGUAAGAUCAGCAAGAAAAUACUAUGGAAAUGCGCAUGUAUAUCCUUACACUUAUCAAGGUGGAUAUCUAUACCGGCAUGAAUUACAUGUAAACGCGCUUGCGUCGUGGGCCGAUGCCGCGGACGUUUUGCGGAAAUAUGAUUAUUCGCGGGACGACGGGGAAAUAUACAAGGAAUUGCUGGAGAUUGCCAAUGAAUUGAUACCGCACGUAGUGCGCGUCGACAACGCGCGUUUACUACGACAACCACGUUGCUUCGCAUACCUGUUGAGAUUCUACGACGGUAUCUGUCAAUGGGAGGAGGGCGCCAAUACUCCUGUAUUACACAUAGGUUGGGCUCGACCGCUGGUGAACACGAUCUCGAAGUUCGAUGCCAAUAUACGUGCUCAGGUCAUCAUAGAAUGCUACGAAACAGAGGUGAAACAAAAGGAGGAAACGGCACAGAAGAGAGAGACGAGUCCCGAGGAGACCUUGAACAAUAAUAACAACUAUUGUAAGACUAAGGAGAGAGGAAACGCGGCGCGAGAUCUGAUCAAGAGCCUAGAGUCCAAAGUGCCCUCUAAUUCUGCGUCAACACAUCCCAGUAUUCAAGCUCUAACAGCAGCCUGCAGCGAGAAGAUACUUAACAGAGAUUACCUACUACAGGGUGGUGGUGAGCCGUUUGUCGCGCCGCCGGGACCCUCUACUUCUCAGGAGAAUGUCGAAUCCGAAGUCCUUCCGGAGGCUGACUCCGAGAAUGAAAGGCCAAGGAUAACGCUAUACAGCCAGAAAAUGAAGGGUCUCAAGGAUCUGCUGCUCGCAGAGAAGCUCAACACCCACGCGAUCUCGCUGCAGCUCACGGCGCAGAGUCAGGUACAAAUCGGUAAGAAGUCGCGUGGUAGCGACGACGUGGGAGUCAGUCAGCGUCCCAAGAGGACGCGUCGGGAAUAGUAUAAGAUCCUCGACCGACGUUUCGGUAUAGUGAAGUAUUGAAAGUGCCACCACAUUUCUCGAGAUUAACUCUCCGCUCGUGCUCGCCGAGCGGAAACGCGAGACGCAAAUGGCCGGCUAUCAGACGCGGUCCGCGCAAAUAGUCAUUAAGGUAUACCAACCUCCUCGCUCUCGGGGUCUCCCGUUGAUACCCGGGACGCGGAUUCUCCUCGGCUGGACUCCUCUAGAAUAUCGCCUCGAGAGCGUAGUGAUGUAUUUUGUGCCGUUUGAUUUGAAUGAAGCCCUCCACGGUGCUCUUCUCGUUUUGCAACGAUGCCGCGGGUCCUUGCGAGACAACGUUUACGUUACCGUCGGGGAUAUAGCGCCGUUAGUAUCUAUAGAGUAUAAAAGUAGAAAUGGAGAGAGAAAAUUGUAGAAAAGUACAAAAAAGUUUUCCCCACUUUUUAAGUUAAUAGACGGAAUCGUGAGAGUCGCUCCCCCGUUGUCUCGCUGAUCGUCAACCCGUGACUCGAGUAUUUUUAUGUGUAAAUAUUUUUCUUGAUUCUUCCACAGUGCGUAUAAAGCUGUGACUUGCGGUAUAAAAGGGGGAGAGGAAAAGAGUGGAAAAAGAAUCGAAUAUUGUACCUAAUCUCUAUCUUCGCGGGUAGACCAAUCUUUUUGGAGCAUAGUUAUUUAUUCUACGAAUUAUACAAUUUGCCGACGAUAUCGCCGACGGAUGCGUUUGUCGGCGAUCGUCACUUUGUCAUACGUAUAUAAUCUCUUGUUGCACUCUUAUUUAUUGAUUCACGUUUUUUCUAUUUGAAGCUAUUGCACUAUUGAUAAUUACGAUUGACAAGUUGCCGUUAAUGUUUUUUACACUUGGUAGUUGAACUUCUGUUAGAAUUACGCUUCUACGAUCUAGUAAGGGAAACACAUUCCACUCCGCAUGUGGUGCAAACUAAUUAAGUUCUUACCCUAAGGUAUUUUUAAGCAUAAAAUUCUCGCUUAUUUUUAUAACUAUUUAUUUUCGGAAUAACUCUAAGUAUUUAGAUUUAUAAGACUUCUCUAUUUUACUGUUUGUCGAUAGAGGCGGAAUGAACGUCCGAACAGUUCAUCAUCCUUGAUUUUUGAAUCUGAAUUAUCUGAGUGACAGAUGAUGUUUUACUGCAAAAUAGAAUAGGAGCGCGCUUUUAGUAUCAUUGUAUUAUAAAUCGUGUAUCGUUUGAUCACCGAUCAUGCAUAAUCUCUCUUCCGUCUUAAUAUAAGAAUGCGUUUACUCUUGUCCGGUAAUGAGAUUCGAGAACUGUCCGUGGCGUCUUCAUUCAUGCGCUCUAGAGAUUCGUAUUCGUUUUGUCUUAUCUUUUUAAUCCGUCGCGAAGGAAAAAAAAA
This is a messenger RNA of Acromyrmex echinatior (Panamanian leafcutter ant), 3706 nucleotides long. It is a transcript of the gene Mnn1, whose product is annotated as menin 1. Gene Ontology annotation, cellular component: histone methyltransferase complex; nucleus; chromatin. NCBI's taxonomy places the organism in Eukaryota, Metazoa, Arthropoda, Insecta, Hymenoptera, Formicidae. The record is from RefSeq and is a predicted model, not a curated record. Gene Ontology annotation, biological process: negative regulation of cell cycle; regulation of transcription by RNA polymerase II; negative regulation of cell population proliferation. Gene Ontology annotation, molecular function: chromatin binding; Y-form DNA binding; transcription cis-regulatory region binding.